AAAAAACGUAAACAGAGAAACACCUUUAUCCUCUGUAUCGUCUUCAAUUUUCCCGCACUUUCCCCAACCCAAAGGAAGCAUCUUUUUCUCUUUUUCCAGGAAAAAAAAAUGAGAUGGGAGAGGGUCCAACGUCAAGCGGGUCUCGCUGAUUCUUCUUCCGGGCCGGGAAAGAGAUGGGGACACACUUGUAACGCCGUUAAAGGAGGCAGAUUCGUCUACGUAUUCGGUGGGUUUGGUAGAGACGGUUACUUCACCAGUCAAGUUCAUGUCUUUGACGCUGGGAGGCAGAUAUGGAGUGAGCCGAUGAUGAGAGGGGUACCUCCCUCUCCGAGAGACAGUCACAGCUGCACAACUGUUGGGGAUAACCUUUUUGUGUAUGGUGGUACUGAUGGGAAAUAUUAUCUCAAUGAUCUGCAUGUUCUGGAUACUUCUUCGCAUACUUGGAAAUGCCUUGAAGUUAGAGGUGAAGAACCUGACGCAAGAGAGGCUCAUAGUGCAACGCUUGUUGGCAAACACAUUUUUGUAUUUGGAGGCCGUGGGAAAGUUCCUGGUUUGGAUGAUGAAGUGUACUUUAAUGACCUUUACAUACUUAACACAGAGACUAUCACGUGGCAACGAGCUGUAACAACUGGGACGCGUCCCUUUGCACGAGAUGGCCACACUUGCUCAACCUGGAACAACAAAAUCAUUGUAGUAGGUGGUGAACAUUUCGAAGGCGAGUAUCUCUCCGAUGUUCAUAUCCUUGAUACAGAUACGUUUGCAUGGAAGCAGAUGAAAACUUCAUGGCAGCAAUUAACACCACGAGCUGGUCAUAUCACUGUUGCAAUUGAGAGAAACUUAUUUGUGUUUGGAGGGUUUAGGGAUCCUCAGAGUCUUUACAAUGAUCUCUAUGUGCUUGAUGUUGAAACGGGUGUAUGGUCCAAAAUAGUUGCCAUGGAAGAUAGGCCACCAGCUAGAUUCUCUGCUGCUGCAGUUUGUUUAGGUCCUUACAAGGCUGGUUCCUUUUUCUUUUUUGGUGGCUGCAACAAGAAUCUUGAGCCGUUGGAUGACAUUUACUACUUUCACACAGAUGGUGUAGUCGAAGCACGGUCUGCUCAGACUCGUGGGAGGUUGCCUUUAAGGAAACUAAAAUGCAAAGAGCAGCAGAAAGAAGCUGUGGAGCAAGGGAAAACGGUUUUUCAAGCCAGGGUUACUGAAAACUCCCCCUUAGGUUACUACACUAUAGAAACGAUCAUUGAUGGAAAGGUGCUUCGCGGUGUUUUGCUUUCAAACAGACACCACAGCUCUGUUCAAACGGCUGAUCCAAGCUCUACUAGUAGGCAAGUGUAUUGGUUGUAGUUUCUCUUUUAAGCGCAUUUGUUCUAAAGCAUGUUUGAUUGUCUGCAGGAAAAGGUCUGGUAUGCUGGAUGCUGAUUGUGAUCAUAGAGCCAAGACGCAGAGAACUUUGAGUAAGGAUACAGCAGGUAGUAGCCAACAAGCUGGUCCAGUGGAUCCUUCUGAUGAUGCUUACAAGAAGGCGAAUGUAGAGCCAUUGAGAAACGAGAUGUCAACAGACGUUGGUGCUGGAGGAGAUUCAUCGCCACAAAAGCAAGAUGAGGAAAGAGUUGCUGCAGAAGAUGCAGAACCAAAAUAGUAACCUCAAAGUACAUAAAGGAUCUUUUUGGGUGGUGUACAGUAGCAAGUAGAUGAAGGCAGGGUUUGGUUUGAAUAGCUGAUGUACAGGGGCGGAGGCAGAUAUUUUUUUUGUUGGGGGCAUGAGUAAAAUUAGUUGAUGGAUUAGAAGUAUAUUUGAUCAAAACAAUGGGGGCAUAUUGAAUUUAUUGAGAGAUUUACAUGGAAUUUUAAAAAGUUAUUGGGGGCAAAUGCCCCCCUCUCACACAAUGUGGCUCCGCCACUGCUGAUGUAGAAGAAAGUUGAGGAUGAGUAGAAGAAGCUAACUCUUGUGUUAGGGCCUUUUGUUUUGUAUAUUUGAGGCUCUUCAGUACAAACAGCUUUAACUCUGUUGUUAAUUACCUUUUGGUUUCAAUUUGCAAAGCCUUAUGGUGAGUUUUUGUUUUCUUCUAACAAAUCAUAAACUUUGAGUAGUUACUCUUUUGAAGGUGGUGAAGGCAUUUACUCUUCUCGUGACUCUGUUUCUUCAGAAGUACGUUUUGCAUUAGAGAAAAAAAUUAGUCUAUUUAUUGUCUCUCUCUCAUUGUUUCACCAACUAUAAAGAUUACGUUUGACAUUGGUCUCUCUAAUGACUAAUGACAGUAAAUGUAAAGCGUUGAUCAAUGCAUAUAAUAUGCGCAUGUAUGGUAUGUAUGUGUGUUUAUGCAGAUAAAGAGACAAAAAUGCGAUGAUUACAAGUUCUUGACAAAUCAUUAACGCCGUGAAACCAUGUGCCUCGAUAAUUGAUCAUUCUUAGUCUUUGACCAAGACCACCUUUAACUUUACUUAUGCUACAAUUAAUUUUGCAUAUAAUAUAACUGCAAUGUAGCUUUGAAAAUUGUUAAUUUGUGAUACCAUCAUUCUUGUAUGAUGCGUGCAUUAAUAUAUUGUUGUACACUGUAUACGCAUACACGUAUACAAGUACAGAGAUACCAUUUGGAUCCAACGACAAAGACUAAAUGCUAAAGAAAGUAGUAUAUUAAUUACGAAAUAAUCAUAUAUUGCCAACCGUAAUUAUUUCUCUGAUGAUCAUAUGGUAAUUAUUCAUAACCAUCUCGUUGACGUGUGAUACUUUUGUUUUUAACGAGUAUUUUUGAAAAAAUGAUUUUUUCUUCUAACCAUUCUCGUGCGCAAAAUGUUACAAUUUUCAACAAGCAUUUUUUCAAAGAUAAUAAAUUAAAAUGCAGCCAAAACGAAUUCUAAAUUUCUAAAAUAUGUAUCAUUGGGAGAUCAUGUUAAUGAAAAAUCCAAAUUGUCCUUGUUGGCAAUCCAACCACUAAAGCAUGCACUCUCCAACUAAUUUUGCGACUAAUUAAUUUAUUUAGUAAGUGUAUUUAUAAAUUCAUAGUUUCUCAUUUUCUUAUAAUUUUUUUUUCAUUUUCUUAUAAUACUUGGGAUUUUCCAAUUCCAGUUAUAUUUCCUUUCUUUCAAUAAGUUCAUUGCAACAAAACAAUACAAAAACUAAAAGAAUUCCACUAUAAAAAAUGAACAGCAGUUAUAAUUACUUUAUUAUGUUUAUUACACGACAAUUGAGAUCCUUUAUCUUGAUGUUGUCGCUCGAGACAUUUAAAAGAUACUAGUAUUUUUUUCUUUUUGGUAAAAAAGAUACUAGUAUUUUUAUUGUAAAGUGAUCUGUAAAUUAAAUUUAUAACACAAAGUUUUUUCUUAUUGAAUCAUUUUAAGCUAAUGCGUUUUAGUGAAUAUUAUAUUAUCUUCUUUUUAAUUUAUACUGCUACCAAAUUUUAUUAUUGUUAGUUGAUAAUGACAAGGAAAAGGAACAACAUGAAUAAGGUGGUGAGAUGAAAAAACUACUCUGCAUAUAUAAAGCAAAAGGGAACAUAGAAAAUGACAAGUUUUCAUUUCAAUGAAAGAAAGAAGAAAAGGACGUCUUCUUACAAGAAAAACUGCUGAAGAUGUUAAUGUGUUUACUUGGUUACACAUUGUUUUGUUUUACUUACCUUUGCGGAUAGGUAUUUAAUGCAAUUCCGUGACCUUACCGGCAAAAAUUGAUGACAAAUAUUGCGAUAUUUUUCUAACUAGAUUCAUGUACUGUACCUCUGACUUGUAGAUUGAAAGAUGAAACACCUUUGCUUGCAUUUAAUCAGUGACCAAAAUUAGUGUUAAGAUGAAAUAUAAGUGUGGAUUUGGAUAUAUGGUUCAUAACAAAAAUUUCAUUUGCUCAAUGAAAACAACCUCACUAAGAUGAUUUAUUCAUAAAUUUUAAAGAAAAUGGUGUCAGUUAUGGACAUUUUUUUGAAUUUUUUUUUAAAAAGUUUUUCAGUUACAUAAAUUCUCAACCUUUUUGAAAAUUAUUAGUUAAAUAUUAAUAUAAUUAGUGAGAAACUAAUGUAAAAGUCGACAAAAAAAAAACUAAUGUAAAAA
Brassica napus (rape) is the source of this 4032-nucleotide messenger RNA. RefSeq names its product acyl-CoA-binding domain-containing protein 4. The record is from RefSeq and is a predicted model, not a curated record. The coding region runs from base 109 to 1338 and encodes 409 amino acids. NCBI's taxonomy places the organism in Eukaryota, Viridiplantae, Streptophyta, Magnoliopsida, Brassicales, Brassicaceae. Gene Ontology annotation, molecular function: protein binding. The transcript is spliced from 9 exons.